Molecule: messenger RNA, 1396 nt
Organism: Misgurnus anguillicaudatus (oriental weatherfish)
Lineage: Eukaryota; Metazoa; Chordata; Actinopteri; Cypriniformes; Cobitidae
Source: RefSeq, a predicted model, not a curated record
AUGGGCCACAACAAAUGCAAACAGGGUGAAGAUGGCAAUAAUGCCGUCACAACAAGAAGAAUGAGAAGAUUGUGGCUUCAUCAGAAACCAAUCAUACUUUUCUUUGUCACAGUGAUUGUACUUAUAUAUGUUUUUACAAUUGUAUAUUUAAAAGUUAAAGGUCCUAAUACCUUCAGAUUAACAAGAGUGUUUGAUAGACAGCGACUGACAAUAAAAUAUGGGAUUGAUUGCUCAGCAAUAUAUGAUAUGGAACCAGUGGAGGUGGGAAAAUCUCUAGCCGUCCGUAAAAACAAAAGCUAUUUGGGCCCAGCUGACAUGAAUAUUGUGAAUGUCACCUCAGAUUGUGAUUGGUUUAUAGCGUCAAAGGGUUAUGGUGUGUUACAUGGCUCUGAGUCUGAGCGUGAAUUUCCUCUUGCUUACUCUCUGGUCGUUCAUAAGGAUGCAGAUCUUGUGGAGAGGUUGCUAAGGGCCAUUUAUAUGCCACAUAAUGUUUACUGUAUACAUUAUGACCUUAAGUCUUCAGAUGACUUUAUUUCAGCGAUGCAAGGUCUGGCCCGCUGCAUCCCUAACGUCUUCAUUGCUUCAAAACUGGAGAGGGUGCAGUAUGCAGGCAUCUCACGCCUCAAAGCAGAUCUUAAUUGUCUGUCUGAUCUCCUGGAGUCUGAGGUGAAGUGGAAGUAUGUCAUCAAUCUGUGUGGUCAGGACUUUCCACUGCGGACAAAUGCUGAACUGGUGUCAGAUCUAAAGAUGCUUAAAGGCAUGAACAUGGUGGAGACCAGACAACCUGGUGGCAAAAAGUGGCGCUGGACUUUUCAUCAUGUUCUGAAAAAUAACACAGAAUACUACAACUCACCUUGGACUACCAGAAAGAAGAAACAUCCGCCACCUCAUAACAUUGAAAUGUUUGUUGGCAGUGCAUACUUUACACUCUCACGGGAAUUUGCACUUUUUGUUCAGUGGAGUUCUCUAGUCAGAGAUUUCUUGGUUUGGUCUGAGGACACAUACUCACCUGAUGAACAUUUUUGGGCAACCCUGGUUCGUGUGCCUGGAGUACCAGGAGAGGUGCCAAGAUCUUACCCUGAUAUCACAGAACUGACAAGUAAAUCCCAUCUGGUGAAGUGGGUUGGUUUUGUAGAUGUUCUUUACCCACCAUGCACUGGAGUCUAUCAAAGGGAAGUGUGUAUUUAUGGUGCUGCUGAGCUCAGAUGGCUUCUUGAUUAUGGUCACUGGUUUGCUAACAAAGUGGACCCAAAUGUGGAUCCUAUCCUUAUUGAAUGUUUAGAGACGAAGCUUUUAGAAAGACAUCUGAUGUCAAAUCAGCAGUAAAACUAUCUGAAUAUUUCUUUGUUACUUUUGGACAUGCAUCACAGUAUAAAACUCAUUGUAUUUCUUUGUA